Impatiens glandulifera is the source of this 1122-nucleotide messenger RNA. RefSeq lists its product as uncharacterized. Bases 90 to 761 code for a protein of 223 amino acids. Lineage: Eukaryota; Viridiplantae; Streptophyta; Magnoliopsida; Ericales; Balsaminaceae. The record is from RefSeq and is a predicted model, not a curated record. Gene Ontology annotation, molecular function: nucleic acid binding. The transcript has 6 exons.
AAAGCGUAAACCACCGUCGUCGUCGUCUCCAUUCUCACUCUGGCCGACAAUCCAUCAUUUCUCCGAUCAGUUGAAAGUAGAAUUCGAACAUGAAUCUUCUCAGAGAAGCAUUCAAAUCUCACCGCCUUAUCCGAUCCGGCGACCACAAUCAGCGGUUAUCUUCCUUCCUUCGCAAUGCUCCAAAACCUUUCUCAACUGAAGCUCCUCAACAACCUAGCCCCGACGCUUCCUCUGAUUCAUUUCUCCAAUCCCCUACUGGUGUUUCAUACGGGAGAUUGACUGGUAUGACGAAAUAUACAACUAAGAAUGAUGUUAUCAAUUUGCUUGAUGAAUGUAAAUUGACAUAUGAUGAUAUUAAAAUAUCAUAUAACAGACUCUAUGAGCCAACUGCAAUGACUGUUCAAUUCUCGCAUCGGCCAGGAUAUGAUGCUUCCAUCAGGAUACUUGCGAGGAAAGGCCGAUUAUAUAGAAUGGAUAGAGUUGAUCGCAGUCAAUGGGAUAGUAUUAGAACCAUGUAUGGUGGAAGAACGGUGUUACUUCAAGGACUCCCCCGAACUGCACUGGUUGAUGAUAUUGAGCGAUUCCUUUCUGGUUAUCAAUAUGAUUCCAAGAUGCAGAUUUUUUAUAGGCAGGAGUUAACUGAUCCUGUGAGGAUGGCUCUAGUCGAAUUUCCUUCGAAGAUUGAGGCAACAAAUGCAUUCAUUACGAAGAACAAAGGGUUUUGUCUCAACAAUCAGAUCUCGAUGAGGGUUCUGGAGUAGUAACUGGUGAGACCACCCGGCUUUAGAGAUGAAGGUUCUAUUCAUCUAUGCAGUUAAAUUUGUUAUUCUCGAGUAUCAGUUCCAUUAACUUGAAUGGGGGAGACAUUUGCUUGUUAGUGCUUGUCUUCAUUUGAGAAUUUCUACAUUUUUUUAGAUAUAAGAUGCUGUGGUAUCUCAAUUCUACGCCAAAUUUGCGAUAACUUUACUUAAAUUCGAGGGAUUGAACUUUAGACAUGUUUUUUAACAGGGAUUCUCCCGGUAGCAAUGGAUAGUGUAGAUUUGGAUAAAUGAUUAAACUUGUUGGAUGCUAAUGUUUGUUUGUUUGUUAUGUUGAUGUAUUUUUGUUUCUAUUGAAUGUUCA